AUGCAUCUCUCGCACCUUCGUCCAGCUUUGCUGGUCCCGGCCGUGUUCCUCUGGGUUCCCGCCGCGACGGCCGAGAUGCAGGCGAAACUGCAAUGGCAAUUCGGACGCAACAACUGCAACAAGGUUGACGGACCCUGCGCGGGAACCGACGUCUACUGCGGAGCGUUCUUCGCCAGAGAAUACUCCAGCCAGGACGACUGCUUCAAUGCCUACGAGGAGCGGCCGGCCAACGUGACUCUCGACUGGGAGUCGGUCAAGAUAGAUUGCCAACACCUAGGUGACACGCUGCCCGAAUCCGAACCUUGCGCCGGCACCGAGGGCGUCUGCGGCCGCAUCGAAAACCGAAGCAUCAGAAUGGCCUGCUUCGAAUCUCGAGAGAAAGGACCCUACCUUCGACAGCAAAAUUAUCCGCCAUGCCCGGAUCAGGUAAGAAACACGGAGGUGUGCGAGGGCACCGAGGUAUGGUGCCGAAAGCUAGCUCAGGUUGCCAUCUACGGAUCGAUGCCGGAUUGCUUCGCACGACGAGAAAAAGAAGCAAACGGAGUGGAGGGCAGAACGCCUUGGUUUUUUCCGCUUGCCGCCGACAAAUGCAAUGGAGAUGUCACGGAGGUUUGCGUGGGAACUGUCGAGUAUUGCGACAAGGUUGCCAAGGGCGCAGCAGCCAAGAAUUUGAACAAGGAGGACAGGAACGCCUUCUUGGAAUUGGCGAGGGAGAACAAGGCGAGCGACAGCGCUCCUGAGGCGGCAACGGUUGCAUUGCAGCAUUACUACAACGAGACGGUCAAGUGCCUCGCCAGGCGAGAGAAACGACCCUUCUCCAUCGUAUACUCCCCACGCUGCAGAGGUGCGAUGUCGACGGAAGAUUGCAUGGGAUCGCAUGCAUUCUGCAAGCUUCCAGCGUCCAUCAAACUGUACGGCUCGGAAGCCGAGUGCUUGAAGCUACGACAGUACCCGCCACGACAGAUCUUUGAAUGGCGACUGCCCAGGGCCGAUUGCAGAUCCGCCAGCGAAUGGUGCCGAGGAACGCUGAGGGUAUGCAUGAAGGACGUGCCGAGGCCGCUGAGGAAGGCUUGCUUGGCGAGCCGACUCGCCGCCCCGUGGUACUUUCGCAAGCCCGACGGUGCGACGAGGAGCAAGCGCGACGAGGUAAAGGCGACGGAGGAGAGCAAAGGAUCGGCGGCGUGGUGCUUUCAUCACUUCGGCAGCGACAACUACGCCAGCACGUGGGAUUGUCUCGAGGCCCACGGGCUGCCGGCGCAGGCGAUGGGAGAGAAGCUGUUCGACUUGGCGGCAGAGGGCGUGAAAAAUGUUCUUCUCGACGUCGGCAAGAACGUCACGGCGCAAACGGUCAUCCGUCAGAUUUUCGAGAAGAAUGCGACGGCCGAGGAAACGGUACCCGUCAUCAACCAAAACCUGCACUCCUUUUUGGACGAGACUCGUCCCAGGAUCAACAGCACCUUGAUCAGAGCGGCCAUCGAAAGGGGACUGGGCCGUUUGGCGGAUUCGCCUGCUUCUUGA
Drechmeria coniospora is the source of this 1518-nucleotide messenger RNA. RefSeq lists its product as uncharacterized. The record is from RefSeq and is a predicted model, not a curated record. Lineage: Eukaryota; Fungi; Ascomycota; Sordariomycetes; Hypocreales; Ophiocordycipitaceae. The coding region runs from base 1 to 1518 and encodes 505 amino acids. The transcript is spliced from 2 exons.